AUGAAGGCUGCCUAUUUUCUAGUUUUCUUUUUUCUCUACUCCUCCUUCUCAUCUUUCUCUUCUGCUCUAACUGAUGCUGAAGCGUCCUUCAUUGCCCGUCGCCAGCUCCUACAUUUUCACGCAGGCCAUGACCUGCGCGGCGACCAUGAAUAUGAAGUUGAGUUGAACUUGAAGUUUCCACAUCCCAGGCUUAGACGUGCAUACGUUGCACUUCAAGCUUGGAAAAAGGCCAUUUACUCAGACCCUCUUAAAACUACUGAGAACUGGGUUGGUGCUAAUGUUUGUGCUUACACUGGAGUAUUUUGUGCCCCGGCUCUUGAUGACCCACAGUUAGAGGUUGUGGCUGGCAUUGACAUCAACCAUGCAGACAUUGCAGGGUACCUUCCUGUUGAAUUAGGCAUGUUGAGUGACAUUGCCGUGUUCCACAUCAACACGAACAGGUUCUGUGGUAUCAUCCCUAAGAGCUUUGCUAGGCUAACUCUUCUCCACGAGCUCGACGUUAGCAACAACCGCUUUGUGGGAUCGUUCCCGGAGGUGGUCCUGCAAAUUCCAAACCUCAAGUACCUUGACCUCAGGUUCAAUGACUUUGAGGGGAAAUUGCCUCCUGAGCUCUUCAACAAGGAAUUGGAUGCCCUGUUCUUGAACAACAACAGGUUCACAUCCACCAUCCCUGACACUCUUGGCAACUCCCCCAUCUCUGUUCUUGUGGUCGCAAACAAUCAUCUCGAGGGCUGCAUCCCUAAUAGCAUUGGAAAAAUGGUAAACAAUUUGAAUGAGGCCAUCUUCUCCCACAACAAGUUUGCUGGGUGUUUGCCUCCUGAAAUUGGGUACCUCUCAAACGUGACUGUGUUUGAUGUUAGUUCAAACACAUUGAGUGGGCUCCUGUCCAAGACUUUCAAAGGCCUUGAGAAGGUGGAGGAGUUGAACAUUGCACACAACAUGCUAACUGGGUUUGUUCCCAAGAGUCUCUGCAAAUUGCCUAGCUUGGGAAAUUUUACGUUUUCCUACAACUACUUCAACGGCGAGGAUCAAGAAUGUGUGCCACCUUCUCGGAAGGACACACUGUUUGAUGACACAAGCAACUGCUUACCAAAUAGGCCUAAGCAGAAGUCAGCAAAACAAUGUCAAGUUGUGGUGAACAAGCCAGUGGAUUGUGGCAGGGCAAAGUGCGGAGGUCGACCAGCACCUUCAAAACCUUCUUCUCCUGCACCCAAGGAGGAGCCACCCAAACAACAACCUCCUAAAGAGGAACCACCCAAACAACAACCGCCCCAAGAAGAAACUCCCACACUAGAGCCACAACCACCUAAACCAGAGCUAUCUCCGGAGCCAGUUCCAGAGACUCCAGAACCAGUUGCCAGCCCCCCUCAAAUAGUGGUAGCACCAUCACCACCCCCACUCACACCCACAAGGCAAAGUCCCAUUGUUCCGGUUCUCCCUCACCCACCACCAGUUCACUCUCCACCACCACCAGUCCACUCUCCACCACCGCCAGUUCACUCGCCUCCUCCACCAGUGCAUUCACCUCCACCACCAGUUCACUCUCCACCACCACCAGUCCACUCUCCACCACCUCCAGUUCACUCGCCUCCUCCACCAGUGCAUUCACCUCCACCACCAGUUGACUCUCCACCACCACCAGUCCACUCUUCUCCACCCAUAGUCAACUCGCCCCCACCACCAGUACAAUCUCCUCCACCUCCAGUUCACUCUCCACCACCCCCAGUCAACUCUCCACCACCACCACCCACCCAGUCUCCACCGCCUCCAGAAAACUCCCCUCCACCACCUUCUCCUUCUCUUUCACCUCCUCCUCCCGUUGUCUCAUCACCCCCUCCAGUAGAUGACUUUGUUCUGCCACCAAACUUCGGCUCCCAAUACUCAUCUCCACCUCCACCAAUGUUCUCGGGCUACUAAGCAAUAUGAUAUCAGACGCUCCAGAAAGCAACUGUUUUUAAUUUUUUAUAUAUAUAAAUUAUACAAUCUCACAUAAACGCACCCACUAUUGUUAGUUGAUCAUAGCUUGUACUUCAUGACAUCAAUCAAAGUGUAAAUCUUCUUUCAUAUGCCUACUUAAUGCAAUAAAGGAAAUUU
Prunus avium (sweet cherry) is the source of this 2094-nucleotide messenger RNA. RefSeq lists its product as uncharacterized. The record is from RefSeq and is a predicted model, not a curated record. NCBI's taxonomy places the organism in Eukaryota, Viridiplantae, Streptophyta, Magnoliopsida, Rosales, Rosaceae. Gene Ontology annotation, molecular function: protein binding.